UUUAUGGCCAAACACGGAUUUCGGAAAAAAGUGAAAAAUUUCCGAAAAAAGUUGAAACAAUUCUUAUGUCCAAAUGGGCUCUUAAUAUAUGUUGCUGAAAGUUUAAAUGAGAAACAUUUUACUUUGUUAAGCCAGUGAACUUGUGAUCGCUGCAGAAUUUUGAUAUUUUACCACUAUUCUCUUGUAUUCUAGCGAAAGGCAAACAUUUCUUGUUUCUGCUUUGCAAAGUGAUGAACUAGUGGGCUUGUAUUUCAUGUUCAUGCAUUUUCAUUAAAUGUUUUAGGCUUUUAGCGUGUAAUUAUUCCCUUCAUAUUUUUGUUGGUAAUUAUAGUGUGUGUUUCAGUAAUAGAUUGAAAUUCAAAUUUUGUCUUUUAGCUUUAUGAGUUCAGUUUUUUCACGUUCUCAAUGGUUUUUGUUGGUUAUUAAUGUCAAAAUUACUAUAGAAUUAAUCAAAAUCACUAUGUGGGGAAUGCAAAGAAGUCCGAACGGUUGCUUCUUUACUACUUGUAGCUUUAAGCUGAGAUGAGCCUGAGUGGAAUGACCUUUAAUGCAAAUGAUAAGUUCAUUAGAUGUGAUUUAGCUCCUUCCUCCUCCUUCCUCUUGAUGAACCCUCUCCCCUCUCGAUUCCUUUCUUCUGCUCUUGCUUCUCUCACGCUUUUCUGGUCGGAUUCCGGCAAGUCUUCAUUCUCCGUCUCUCUUUUCUUCUUUUUUUUUUUUCUCUUUUCUCUCUUCUGCGGGCGUGGGUUAAGCAGCAUUCCGACAGUCUCUCCGGUGUGUACUAUCGGUGGUUUUUAUUGGCACCGGCAGGCCCAAUCCAGCGGGCUUUAUUGGUAUCGGCAACCCUCCCACAGGCCUUCACCUCUAUUCGGCAGCUUAUUGGCAUCCUCGGCGUUAAUCCAGGAUGGUUCCUCCGUUCCUGUAGUGUUGCUCUUGGACCAAGCAGCAAUGGUGACUCUAUCAUUGCACACCCAACUGAAAUUGAGAUAGUUCUACCUAAGAAGUCAGAUAAAAUCAAGAUCAUGGGUGGCAACAACGUGGUUCCACCGGUAAACUUUAUUGGUGUUGACAGCACGGACAGUAUUGUCAAGGUUGAUGAUACCCUUGAUGUUAAAAUAUUAGAUAUGGUAAUUUUGGCAAAGUUAGUGUAUGCAUAGUUUCAAUCAAUUCUAGUUAGGGAGCUGUUUGUUGUCAAUAGUAGUUUGCAUUGUAUUAUAUUUCAUGUUAUGUUAUUCAUGAAUUCCAGGCUCUAUUUUUGUGUAAUCUUUCAUUCAGAUUUA
Nicotiana attenuata is the source of this 1277-nucleotide messenger RNA. RefSeq lists its product as uncharacterized. The record is from RefSeq and is a predicted model, not a curated record. Bases 523 to 987 code for a protein of 154 amino acids. The transcript is spliced from 2 exons. Lineage: Eukaryota; Viridiplantae; Streptophyta; Magnoliopsida; Solanales; Solanaceae.